This is a messenger RNA of Meloidogyne enterolobii, 1324 nucleotides long. Lineage: Eukaryota; Metazoa; Nematoda; Chromadorea; Rhabditida; Meloidogynidae. The record is from the annotation of a GenBank genome assembly.
UUAAGGGUGGGGAAUUGGAUGGGUUGGGAGAAAGUCCGAUCGGGUUUUGGGUAGUCUGUCUCUAGUGUUUUUAUCUGUUCACCCUCAUUAUUGAUUUGUAUUACACAUCCUUUACAUAUGUCUAGUCUUUCCUCAAUUUUCGGUUUUAUGGAUUUUGGAAUUUCUUUUGCGAAAUGCUUCAGCCCCUCCCUGGCUACGCCCUUGGAGCGGGUCCGGGAACUUUCAAAGAUUUGUCGUUCAAAUUGGUUUAGUCUAUAAAAAAAGUUUAGAAAUAAAAAAUUUUUCUCUAAUAGUUUACGUUAUAAAAAUUGAUAAAAAAAACUUUUUUUCAUCACAGUUUCUUAAAAGCGCCGAUCAUUGGCAAAUGGAUGUAGGAGUAGAUCCAAAUAAAAUUUGUAUCAAUGAUUUACCAAUAGCAGCAAAAAGGCACCAAGAAUUUCAAAAAUUGUAUCGUUCAAGUUUUGCGGAAGCUAAUGAAGAAUUACAACAAUUGCUAAAAUUAUUAAAAAAAUAUUUUGGAGAAUCUAUAAAUAAAUUGUCAAUAACUCCAAUAAUUCAAGACAAUUUACAAUUAAUUGGGAAUACUUUUAAAGGAAUUAAUACUGUUUGGGAAGCUAGAGAUUUAACUAUACAAAAUAAGUUAUCUAGUGCUGAUUUUGUUACUGAUUUAAAUUCUGUUCUCGACUGGCUAAAUCAACAUGGUGAACCUUUCCUUCAUAGAAAAACGGGAAUAGGUGUUGAUCCAGAAUCAGCUAGCAUUUUAACCCAAAACCAUCAAAAAUUUCGUGCUGUAGCUAUAAAUACAAAUAAAAAUGCUGAACAAAUAUUUAAAUUGAGACAUGUUUUGGAUGAUGCUGAUGAAUCAGUAAGAAUUGAAGCAAAUAAAAAAGUGGAAGAAUUAUUACUUAAAAUUAACAAUUUUAAACGGUGUAUGGAACACAGAACUAUUUUACUUCAUCGUGCCUAUUAUUUUUAUUUACAUUAUGAUGAAAUUAUGGAUUGGUAUAGUAAAUUGGAUAGUCGUGCUAAUUACAUCUGUAUAGUGCCUGAAUCUGUAGAUCAUUGUGAAAAAAAUAAAGCUACUUUUCAUCAUGACAAUGAAUUGACUGACCAAGCAUAUGGUAGAGUAAUGGCUGAAGCUGAAGAAUUGUUACAAUCGUUGCAAAAACAACGUGAAUUGCUUGAUAUUGAUAAUUCGGAAUCUGUAACACAUGUGGAGCAUUUAAUAAAGGAUAUAGGUAGAGUUUUUUUUGUUUUUAUGUUUUUAAGAUUGAGCUUGGAAUUUUUUUGUAAUGUUUAUGGGUGUAUUUUUCGGAUUGUAUAG